CGUCAAGCGAGAAGACGCCCACUUCGGCAGCAGCAACCGAGGGAACCGCCCUGCCACUGCCAGCUCGCCCUCGCCGCCGGCGCCAUGGCCAUGCAGCUCGCCGCGCUCUGCACCGACCCCGUCGUGCUCUCCGCCGCCUUCCUCUGCCUCAUCCUCCACCUCUCGCUCAGAUCGAUCGCCCGCCCUGCGUCCGUCGGCGGCCGCCGCCUCCCUCCCGGGCCCCCGGGCAUCCCCGUCCUCGGCGCGCUGCCGUUCGUCGGCCCGGCCCCGCACGCCGGCCUGGCGUCCCUGGCGCGCAAGUACGGCCCCGUCAUGUACCUCAAGAUGGGCACUUGCGGCGUGGUGGUGGCGUCGUCGCCGUGCGCGGCGAAGGCGUUCCUCAAGGCGCUCGACGCCCGGUUCGCCAACCGGCCGGCGGUGGCGAGCGCCGUCGACAUCACCUACAACUACCAGAACAUGGUGUUCGCCAGCUACGGCGCCAAGUGGAAGCUGAUGCGGAAGCUCGCCAGCGUGCACCUGCUCGGCGCCAGGGCGCUCGCCGACUGGGCCGCCGUGCGCCGCGACGAGGCCGGCCGCCUCCUCCGCGGCAUGGCCGAGUCGGCCGCCGCCGGCCGCCCCGUCGUCAUCCCGGAGGUGCUCGUCUGCGCGCUCGCCAACAUCGUCGGCCAGAUCACCGUCAGCAAGCGGGUGUUCGACGUGCAGGGCGACGAGUCCAACAGCUACAAGGACAUGAUCGUGUCGCUGCUGACGGGGGCAGGGCUGUUCAACAUCAGCGACUUCGUGCCGGCGCUGGCGUGGCUGGACCUGCAGGGCGUGCAGGCCAAGCUCCGCCGCAUCCACAACCAGUUCGACGUCCUCAUCACCAAGCUCCUCGCCGACCACGCCGCCACCGCCGCCGACCGCGCCGGCCGCCCCGACUUCGUCGACAGGCUCCGGGCCGCCGUCGGCGUCGACGACGAGGACGGCGAGACCAUCACCGAGGUCAACAUCAAGGGCCUCAUCUUCGACAUGUUCACGGCCGGGACGGACACGUCGUCGAUCAUCGUGGAGUGGGCGAUGGCGGAGCUGAUGAAGAACCCGGCGGUGAUGGCGCGGGCGCAGGAGGAGAUGGACCACGUGGUGGGGCGCGGGCGGCGGCUGGAGGAGUCCGACAUCCCCAACCUCCCCUACCUCCAGGCCGUGUGCAAGGAGGCCAUGCGCCUCCACCCCUCCACGCCGCUCAGCCUUCCGCACUUCACCUUCGACGAGUGCGACGUCGACGGCCACCGCGUCCCGCCCAACACCCGCCUCCUCAUCAACAUCUGGGCCAUCGGCCGCGACCCGUCGGCGUGGGAGGACCCCCUCCAGUUCCGACCGGAGCGAUUCAUGCCCGGCGGCGCCGCCGCCAGGGUCGACCCGCUCGGCAACUACUUCGAGCUCAUCCCCUUCGGCGCUGGCAGGAGGAUCUGCGCCGGCAAGCUCGCUGGCAUGGUGUUCGUCCAGUAUUUCCUCGGCACGCUGCUCCACUCCUUCGACUGGCGGCUCCCCGACGGCGAGGAGAAGCUCGACAUGUCCGAGACGUUCGGCCUCGCGCUGCCCAAGGCUGUCCCGCUCCGCGCCAUCGUCACGCCGCGGCUCGCGCCGGCCGCCUACGCCUGACGGACACCGUGUAUGCAUGCAUAUGUACGUCGGCCCGUACGUCGCUCGCUCGCCACCCGCGGCGGCAAUCUGAUGUUUGUACGUAAAUAUUUUCGUUGGUUCAUUUCGAAAGCAAAACACGAGACCUAAAAUAUUGCAAGCAAAUACACCUUAAUUUCUUUUCUGCUC
This is a messenger RNA of Oryza brachyantha (malo sina), 1806 nucleotides long. RefSeq names its product flavonoid 3',5'-hydroxylase 1-like. The transcript is spliced from 3 exons. Lineage: Eukaryota; Viridiplantae; Streptophyta; Magnoliopsida; Poales; Poaceae. Gene Ontology annotation, molecular function: heme binding; oxidoreductase activity, acting on paired donors, with incorporation or reduction of molecular oxygen; monooxygenase activity. The record is from RefSeq and is a predicted model, not a curated record. Bases 85 to 1638 code for a protein of 517 amino acids.